Seriola dumerili (greater amberjack) is the source of this 1608-nucleotide messenger RNA. Its product is annotated as cytochrome P450 2K1-like. Gene Ontology annotation, molecular function: oxidoreductase activity, acting on paired donors, with incorporation or reduction of molecular oxygen, reduced flavin or flavoprotein as one donor, and incorporation of one atom of oxygen; heme binding; iron ion binding. Gene Ontology annotation, cellular component: cytoplasm; intracellular membrane-bounded organelle. Gene Ontology annotation, biological process: xenobiotic metabolic process. The transcript is spliced from 9 exons. The record is from RefSeq and is a predicted model, not a curated record. Lineage: Eukaryota; Metazoa; Chordata; Actinopteri; Carangiformes; Carangidae. The coding region runs from base 68 to 1582 and encodes 504 amino acids.
GCACAGACACAAAGGAGUAAGACCUCGGCCAAGACUUGUUCCAGACUAGUGUAUCACAAGUAAAAGAAUGGCUGCUGUGGAAGAUAUUUUGCUGCAGUCCACCAAUACAACCAUUCUACUUGGCACAUUUGCGAUCCUGUUUAUUCUCUAUCUAUUCUCCCCCAGCUUUGGCCCUCAGAGAAAGGAGCCUCCAGGACCCUGGCCAUUGCCUCUGCUGGGUAAUUUGCUACAGUUGGAUCCUAAGUCACCUCACAGCACGCUGUAUGAGCUCUACAAGAAGUACGGACCAGUAUUCACCGUCCACCUUGGAGCCAAAAAAGUGGUGAUGCUGGCUGGACACAGGACGAUCAAGCAGGCUCUGGUCAACAAUGACGCAUUUACUGACAAAGAAAAUUUACCAAUUAUCAAUGACCUGAAAUUAGAACAUGGAAUUGUUUUUGCCAGUGGAGACUCAUGGAAAGAGAUGAGGCAGUUUGCAUUGACUAACCUAAAACAAUCUGGAAUGGGAAAGAGAGAAAAUGAAGAGAGAAUUAUAGAGGAGAGUCAAUACCUGAUUGAUGUGUUGAGACAAAAAGACGGUAAGGCCUUUGACACCACCCAGCCAGUGAGCUACGCUGUCUCCAAUAUUAUCUGCUCAUUUGUCUAUGGGAACAGAUUUGAUUAUGAUGACCAGAACUUCAGAUCUGCUGUGGACCAAGCUAAAAAGAACACCCAACUCAUGGGCUCCCCUUCAUUACACUUAUACAACAUCUUUCCAAGGCUGUUCAGAUGGCUUGGAGCCCGAAAGCAACUGAUGAAGGGUUCAUUUGCAAAUAGGAAAAAGAUGACAGAGUUGAUCAAGGGUUUACAGGAGACCCUUAAUCCACAAAUGUGCAGAGGUUUUGUGGAUUGUUUUCUCGUCCGCAAGACACAGCUUGAGGCAUCUGGGAAUAUGAAUUCUCAUUAUUACGAAGACAACCUUUUGGUGUCUGUUGUCAACCUGUUUACUGCUGGCACUGACACUACAUCAUCUACUCUAAGAUAUGGCUUACUGCUCAUGGCCAAGUACCCAGAAAUACAAGAUCAGGUCCAGGUGGAGUUGGCCAGCGUGGUAGGAAGCCGUCAGGUCAGAGUAGAGGACAGAAAGAACCUGCCGUACACUGAUGCUGUCAUCCAUGAAAUACAGAGAUUUGCAAAUGUUACGCCUGUACUUGUACAUUGUGCCUCCCGAGAUGUCACCUUCCAGGGCUACUUCAUCAAGAAGGGGACUCCAGUGGCUAUUCUCCUGUCAUCUGCUCUUCAGGAUGAAGAUGAGUGGGAAAAGGCUUACACUUUUAACCCAGGCCAUUUUCUGGAUAAGGAAGGGAAUUUUAGAAAGAGGGAUGCUUUCCUACCAUUCUCUACAGGUUCAAGGUCUUGUGUUGGAGAGGGUCUGGCCAAGAUGGAACUUUUCCUCUUCUUCACCUCUCUCCUCCAGCACUUUUGUUUCACUCCACCACCUGGAGUUACAGAGGAUGAACUGGACCUGACAGCAGUUGUGGGAUUUGCCCUCAGUCCUUCACCUCAUGAGCUCUGUGCUAUCAGCAGGUCUGACAAAGAUUAACAAUGUUGAACAGACACUGCUAUCUC